Molecule: messenger RNA, 1998 nt
Organism: Chironomus riparius
Lineage: Eukaryota; Metazoa; Arthropoda; Insecta; Diptera; Chironomidae
Source: the annotation of a GenBank genome assembly
UGCAAAUCAAAAGAUAUAAAUAAAAACUUAAAUUCAACAAAAUUAAAGGAAUUAGCCAUUAUGGAGGAGAUUAAUUGCUUUGUGCUGCAACAAAAUGUCAUGAAUAUUUUGAAAAAUGCCGAAACUGAAGAUUUUGAAUCCAAAAUAAAGCUUCAAUUUGACAAUACAGAAGCAAAUAUCGAGAUUAGUGACAAGAAGUCAGCAGUUGAACAUGCAUUAAGGGAUAUCCUGAUCAAGAAUUGCGUCGAAAACAUUGAAACAGUUGAGAAAAUUGUCGAUUUAUCAAUGAAAUUAGCAAGACAGGACAUUAUAUCAGCAUUCUUUCCAGUUUCACUUCUUGUGGAUGUAUUUGAUGUCAAAACAUUGGAUUUCUGUGAGAAUUUAUUCACAUUUGUGGAGCAAAAUGUUAAUGUUUUUAAGGAACCGCACUUUUUUACACCAUGUAAAAAUUCAUUAUUAAGGAUGUGCAAUGACUUGCUCAGAAGAUUAUCAAGAUCCCAAAAUACUGUCUUUUGUGGACGAAUUCUUAUGUUCCUGGCUAAAUUCUUCCCAUUUUCUGAACGUUCUGGACUUAAUAUUGUAUCAGAAUUCAAUGUCGAAAAUAUCACAGAAUUUGAGUUCUCAUCAAAUGUUGAAGGAACUGACGAAAUUCCACAAGAACCAGAAUCAAUGGCUGUUGAAGAUCCAUCAACAUUAAAAGUCGAUAAACAUUUAUAUUUAAAGUUUUGGGCAUUACAGGAAUUCUUUAGAUGUCCAUAUACAUGCUAUGAUAAAGAAAAAUUCAAGAAAUUCGCUGGAUAUACAAAAGAUGUCCUCGCAGCAUUUAAAAGCUUCAAAUUAGAAGAAACUGGAGAACUUUCAUCAAAAUCAGUCAAUGAAAUAAUUCAAAGCACAAAAGAUUCUGAACAAUUUUUUGCUAAAUUCCUCACAAAUCCAAAACUUUUGUCACUUCAACUUGGCGAUUCCAAUUUCCGUCGUACGAUUCUCGUUCAAUAUUUGAUUCUAUUUCAAUAUUUGGUGUCAACAAUUAAGUUUAAAGGUGAAAAUGACAAGUUAAAUAAUACACAACAAGAUUAUGUCAAGGAAACGGAAUCUUUGGUCUAUAAACUGCUGAAUGAGACACCGCCAAGAGGUAAAGAAUUCUCAGAAGCUAUAAAGCACAUCCUUAAACGUGAGGAAAUGUGGAAUAAUUGGAAAAAUGAUGGAUGUAAGGAGAUUAAACGUCCAGAAGGACAUGAAAAGGAAGUUCCAGAAUCCAGAAAGAGGAAAUUAUUAGGUGAAGAAAUCUGUACAGCUAAUAAGCUUGGAAAAUUUGAUCUUGGAAAUCCAGAAUUAACUAGAUUAUGGAAUUUAUGUCCAGAUAAUCUACAAGCAUGUAAAGGCUUAGACAGAAACUUUUUACCGCCAUUAGAAACAUAUCUUGAGAAUAAGGAAAUGAGUUCCGAUGAUCCAACAUAUUUAUGGCGUGCAUUACGUCUUGUGUCCAAACAAAGUUCACAUUUCUUUACGCUGUUGGCACCGCCAAAUGAGAAAAUUGAAAAAAUUGCCGAUUACUUAAAACUUUUCAGUCAAAAAAUCCAAAAAGAUAAAAUUGAAAUAAAGCAAGAAGCAGGCACAGGAAUUGAUAUAGAACAAGCUGAAGCAUUUGUGGAAGAGCAUGUAAAUUCAGAGCAGAUUGAUGAUGUUGAGCCUGAAGAUGAGAAUCCACAUAAAGCUAAGAAAGCAACGCCCGAACAAAUUGUUGAAAUUGCAAAGGCAAUUGGUGAUGAUUGGCAGAAACUAGGGAAAAAGUUGGGUCUGGAAAAGGAUGUGAUUGAAUAUUUUGUUGUUAAGAAGCCAGAUGCACCAUGUGAAUUGUUGCUGACACAAUUAUUUGAGGAAAAUGACGAUGAAGAUCUGGAAAGUUUGGCUUACACACUUGAAGGCAUGAAAGUCAUUAAAGCUGCAAAUUUGGUCAAGAAAAUGUGCGAAUCGGAAGAGACAAUGCAAGUUGAAUAA